Motacilla alba alba is the source of this 541-nucleotide messenger RNA. RefSeq names its product tubulin-folding cofactor B-like. Gene Ontology annotation, biological process: tubulin complex assembly; post-chaperonin tubulin folding pathway. The record is from RefSeq and is a predicted model, not a curated record. Lineage: Eukaryota; Metazoa; Chordata; Aves; Passeriformes; Motacillidae. The transcript has 3 exons. Bases 236 to 541 code for a protein of 101 amino acids. Gene Ontology annotation, molecular function: alpha-tubulin binding.
CCGCUCCCUCACCGGUCCCGGCUGUGGCGGCCCGUGAAGGUUCCAGAAGCGGCUCCGGUUCGGGCGGGCCCGGAACCGUUCGGGGCUCCCGGUUCGGGAGACCCGGAGGCUCCCGGAGGCUCCCGGAGGCUCCCGGAGGGGCUCGGGGAGCCGCCGGAGGAGCCUGGGUGUGUCCGGUGCUCCCGGUUCGGUUCCGGUGGGGCGGUACCGGCAGGGCCCGGUCGGUACCGGAGCCAUGAACGGCGGCGGGGCCGGGCCGGGCCCGGUGUGGCUGGCGGUGAGCAGCUCCCUGAACGCUUUCCGUGCCUGUAAACGCUUCUCGCCCGCGCUCACCAUCGCCGAGCUGAAGUGCAAGCUGGAGCUGGUGGUGGGCUCCCCGGCCUCGUGCAUGGAGCUGGAGCUGUUCGGCGCCGAGGACGAGCCCUUGGGGACACUGGACUGGGACACUCCCAGUGCCACUCCCAGUGUCCCCAGUGCCAUCCCCAGUGCCAUCCCCAGUGUCCCCAGUCGCAGGCUGGAGCUGUGGUGGGGUCCCGCGUAG